Messenger RNA from Athalia rosae (coleseed sawfly), 9571 nucleotides. RefSeq lists its product as uncharacterized. The transcript is spliced from 16 exons. The record is from RefSeq and is a predicted model, not a curated record. Gene Ontology annotation, biological process: autophagy. Gene Ontology annotation, cellular component: intracellular membrane-bounded organelle. Lineage: Eukaryota; Metazoa; Arthropoda; Insecta; Hymenoptera; Athaliidae. Gene Ontology annotation, molecular function: protein binding. Bases 643 to 8232 code for a protein of 2529 amino acids.
GUUGCCUGCCUCGUCCGUGCUUUGGCCCCAACGUGCUGCUUUGCUGCGGGGUUCGAGUCUCGUCGUGGCUCUCCUGCAAGUCUCCGAUUCUCCACCCUCUGCUCCUGUCCCUGCGACCCUUGCUUCCCUGCCAUGCCAUGUCAAACAGGACGAAACUGACCUGCCGGCUGUUCGCUGGACCCGAUCGUGUUUAAAUCCAAAUCCGUAGGUCUCCUCGCGACUCCUCUCUCCAGAGUAUAGCUCCGCUGUGUGUCGUGUGGGCGCAUUGGUAAGUUGUUGGUAGUGGUGGUUGAGUGUGGUGUAACGUGAGGAGAGGACAGUCAAAUAACCAAUAUAACGAGUAAAAUAACGAGCGAGGAGGCGGCGAGACCCGCUCCACACUCCACAGCGGGAAUCUCGCUGAACGAAGGGGCUGUUCGCAGCCCCAGCCCACUGCUGACCGUAUGGUGUAGAGCUCGUAAGGCGAUCGGGUGAUCCUCGUCACCUCCUUGUGUGAUCAUGAUUCCAGUGGUUCUGUCACGUCAAAAGAUCGUAACCCGACUAAGUAUGAUAAUUUGUAAUGAAGAAUUGUAAUCACUGGGAGCUGAUCGAACGCCUCUGCGAUAUCACCUUUACCCGAAGAAGAAGCAGGUAGCCACAUAAAUGGGGAAGAUCCGGAAGAAACCUGACCUAGUCCAUUGUAGUCGAUCUCAAAAUGUACUCAGAAAUCUUAUGUUGCGAGAGCUUGGCCUUCGUACAAACCAUAAAACCAGUACUAAGGAGUUGGAGCCGAAUGCUGAAACCAAUCUUGUAUUGAAAGACCAUAAAGAGCUGAAAUGUGAUGUUCCUGGUGUACCAAGAGCUACUUUCUUGAUGGUUUUUAGUCCUGAUGGGUCCAAAGUUGCGUCUACCCAUGGAAAUCACAAUGUUUAUAUAACAGAUUUAACGUCAGGAAAAAAUAUCAGAACGUUGGCCGGCCAUCCUAGAACGCCAUGGUGCAUUGCUUUUCAUCCUUCUUCAAACGAAAUUCUGGCAUCAGGUUGUUUAGGUGGACAAGUCAGAGUCUGGGAUCUCAGUGGAGGGAGUGAAGUUUGGAAUGCCGAUAGUGAAACCGUUAUUGCAUCCCUCGCUUUUCACCCAUCGGAAAGAUUACUUGUUAUCGCAACGUACAAUGAGGUACAUUUCUGGGAUUGGAGUCAAUCCGAACCCUUUGCCGUGGCUACUACAAGAAAUUACAAGGAAAAAGUCAGGUAUGUGGCGUUUGAUAAUUUGGGACGGAAAUUGAUCACUGGCAUUGCUAAUGACCCACAACUACAGUCACAAUGGGAUCGCACACCGGCAGAUAUAGUUCCACCUUCAAGAACUAAUCUUUUUAGAUUAUCAAGAGAAAGAUCCCAAGAUCUAGAAAGUUCCCCGAGAUAUCACCUUUGGAAUCAAGGAUUGUUUUACGGUGGAAGAUGGAGAGAUAACUUCAAUGAUCGAAAUUCACGUAGUAACGAUUUUAGGAUGCAAUAUCGAAGAAACCCUCCACCCGAUGAUGUUCCAAAUGUAACUAGAACCAAUAACAAUAAUAACAACAUCGGACCCACUAGAAACAGCGACAGAUACUUUGACGAGUACGUUAGAAUGCGAAGAGAGCUAGAGGCGCACAGAUGUCGUUCUGACGGAGAGCAGAUCCACAGAUUACUACUCCACGUUAAAGAAAGAGAUUUUCGAGUUCGCAGAAACCUCACGGACGAUGCACUAACUUUACUCCGCAGGCAAUACUUUCUGCACAGGAUUUGUGAGAGAUUAGCUCCUCUAUCCCAGUCCAGGAGUUCAAAUAACGAUAGUGGUGCUGGACCUUCGCAACCUCGGGAUCGCCAAUCGCCAACUCCACAGCUGGGCAAUGUAAUGAUUGAAGUUCGUAGAAAUAACUAUCUCAAUUCCGAUCCGGACACGCAACGAAAUAGCUCGAACGUUUUGCUUGGAAAUACUGACAGGAAUGUGAGGCCAGAUAGCGAAGAAAAUAAUCAACGCAUCGAAGAAAGAUCAAGUGAAGACAGCAACAAUGAGGAAUUGUUAUCUGGUUUGACGCGAGAUAAUACAUACCCAAACUUUGUAAGCGUAGAACAACGUCACAACAAUUUAAUUCGUAGAUCUGAAAGUCUGGAUCAACGCAUAGAUAAUCUUUGGGAAGAAAUCAACGAGAGACUCGAAGGUGCCAAUGCUCGGCGUACCGAACGUCGAAUAAAUUUGUGCUACAGAGAUCUCGUUGAUCAAUAUGAAACGCUUGUUCGGAGGUAUUUCGACAUCUCCAGAAAUCAUGAUACCAUCGAUCGUGGUACAGACCCAAUGGAUGCUCCAGAGACAUCUCGGCCGCGUUCAGCUGAAGAUAUUCCAGACUCGGAAAGGAGCGAGCCAGCAACAGAAUCUUCGAUUAGGAGAUUGAGGAAUGCUUUGAACUCUAGCGCCCAGGCGAAUAACGAUAGCUUAGAGAGGUUACAGAGAUACAGACGUCUGCUUAUUCAACGUUCUCACGGACAAAGAACUGAAGAGAACAGUGUAGAAGAAUCGCUCCGCAAUUUGCGAGGUGCCUUGAACGCUACAGCUGAAAGUAACAACUCUUGUGUAGCUAGGCUCCAGCAAUUACGUGAGCGAUUACAAGGACAUACAGCGAAGCUUUUCCCAAACUCUGCCACCCGAAAUUCCAGAUUGGAAAGAUUGAGGUAUGUUCUCAAUCUUGAAAUUGAAGCUCUGAACAUCAUGGAGGUUCAGUUGACCACCACGAGUUCUAGAAUCGAACAGCUGAGAAAUGAAUUGCCCUUACUCAGGCGACAUCAGAGAAAUCGUCAAAAUGCUUCUGAUCCAGGUGACAUAAUUACAAGUGAAUCGCAAUUAUACCCUCUGCGGAGACUAGAUUCCUCUGUUUCCUCUUAUAACAUUGAUAUUUCAGCAAACAAUGAACCUCAGUCCUCAACUUCGCAACAGGAUAACGAGAUAUUUGCCGAAGAUUUGCUGCCCGAGGAUGGCAACUAUUCUGCACAGAAUGAGGACCUACCUUCAAAUUUUCAAAGUAGUCAGGAGAGAGUCGAAACUGGAGCAGACAUAAAUUUAUCUGUUGGAAAUCAAAUCAGGCCAAAUGUAUCUGCAGAAAGUAGCAGAUCCAGGGUAUUUAGACCCAAUAGACGUAGACUGUUCACUGAUUCUACAGCGGACGAAGGGGAACCACCUAGACUGCGGCAACGCCGCGAAGAACGCAGUGCAUUGUAUCCCAGGUAUAAUGCCAACACUCGAACCUGGAUGGAAAUACAUGGGGAUAGUUCUCAAUCGAGCGACGAAGGAUUUUCUGGAACAAAUACCCCAGCUACGUCUAACUUCACCGUCUCAUCUAGGUCAGCAUUUCAGCCAAGUGUACCUAGACUCCUGACGCAGGAUCAACGUUCUUCUAAUCCAAGUGGGCAAGAUGGAAGAAAUAUGAACAGAAACGAAGAAUUGGCCGAUGUGAACAGAAACGAACAGUCUAACGACUCUAUUAAUGAGUUGAAUGAGUUCGAUGUCAGAAAUAACAGAUCGCUGAGAAUUAGCAGAAGUACGCAAGAGAUUGGGCAGGACUUGAGAAGAUUUUUAGAUUCCUUUCAGAGAAAUUUAAACACAGAUCAACCAGAGGCCGAAAGGGCUGUUCAGGAAGAAAAUUUAGUGGAUGAAAAUCAACGAGAACAAUCUGAAAAUGGGUACUGGCUAUUAGAAGAAAACAGCAACUCUGAUUCGAACCAUGAGGAACCUGCUGCUAAUUCAAAUGCUAAUUCUAAUACAAACACAAAUUCGAGGCGAUGGACCAGCCGCUGGAUAAGCCUGGAACGUAGUUCGCUCGAUCCCGGCAGAGCUUCCGAUUCUACAAACGAGCGUCUUCAAACUUCUGGUACCCGAACUCGUACCCUUAGUGAAAAUUUAGAGCAGAGAAUCCAUGUUUUUAAUCCUCUCGACGAACUUAGGAGUGGAAUAAGCAGAAACAAUCGGGAUCAGUUGUCCCCAGUUUCAAUAAAUCCGACUCGCUACGAGCAACCACCCCUUUUUCCUUUUCGAAGUCUGAGAGAAAAUCUCUCGAGAAGAUCGGAGUUAAGCCAAGGUAGUACUGCAGAUGUGAAUCAACAAUUAGGCACAGAUUCUAACAUGCUGGAAGAACCAACUAUAGUCGUUCCGGAAAUUCCAGAACGAACCGUCGAAGUUUCUUCAGUGGAAAAUGAUGUUUCGCCGGAAGAAGUCCAGACAAAUCAUGUUCGGAAUGUUGUCGAUAUCAGCGAACAAGAGACAGAAAGUAAUCUGCAGAGGAUACUUGAUUUCGAGAGUGAAAUAUUUGACCCACUUACUGCCGCUACCAAUAAUCUCCCAGGCACAGAUGCGCAUGCAGCGGACGGUAAUCGCGAAGAGGAGGGGUGGAGAGGUUGGAGGGUCUGCCCUCGAAGACAAAGUCAAGGUCAAACCGAUGCUCUAGGAGUUCGUCAGGGGAUACAGUUGCUGAGUCGUCAUAUAGAUAACAUGCAGCGACUGUGUAGAGCUAGACUGGAAAUUGUUCAACUUCAACAGGUGCGCCGAAUGUGGGAAGACCUGCAGCGGCAAAUACGUUCCCUCCAUCUAACGGUCAGAGUAGAAAUGCAAAAUAAUGAAGCUCAGGUACAGGCAGGAGCUAGCGGUAGUAGAACGGUCACUCCUUCGACUUCCGCACAGAGUCCCACACCUGCUAGUGACUUACAGAGUGAAACGGCAAAAAAUUUCAAGAAAGCAAUUCUAGAGAACUAUCAGAGAGAGAAAAGUGAGACUGAUAAAGAUUCUGGCAGCGUAGCCGGUGCUACACUUGACCAAAGUCAACCCUCAACCUCUAGGGGCAUAUCCCACUCCUCGAGGACCAACGACGAAGAGAAAUCAUGUAACUGUGACGAGGCCACGUGUAUUAGCUUGUCUCAUUUACUACCCAGCGAGUCUGAGCUCAGACUCUUGAACUUACAUCCUAAUAGCUUAUCUGAUAUACUAGGAAACUUGUACUCCCCAAACUCCCAAGUACCGAACGAGUCGAUGAAUCUUGACUCACAGUCUUCAAACUCAACAAACGCAACCAAUGAUCACACUUAUUCUAAUUUAGCUACAGAAGGUGGCUCGACUCAACUCCCCAGCAUCUCAAGUCUCGUUUCUAAUAUAGCAAGCCGCUUGAACUUACCGCCAAUUCCACCUGGAGUUGCAUCGUCCUCAAAUUUGACCGAAGCAUCCAAUUUUGUCGCUCCCCUCCCAAGUAUAUCAGAUCUAGUUUAUGCGAAUGGCAACCCCAGUGUGCCAAGUACUUCAAAUCAAUCGGAGACAUCGAAUUCAGGGACAUCACCCGAGUCUCCGACUAACAAUACGAAUACUCGUGGAAGACAAUACACUUACCAAAGAGUUUGGAGGUACGGUCGGAGAAUGUAUCUAAGAAGACCAAGACUCUCAACAUUGGGACCGCGUAGCAUGAAGCGGGGUUCCAGAGCACAAACAUCUUACAAUCCCUUUCGUGUUCUCGAAAAUGCUCGUAGAACAUGGCCGUUGAGAAUGAAUACUCCUGCUCGAUCCAUGGAUAGAAGUCGGGAGCAGACAACCACUGAAUCCCUGCAAGCAAUGAUUGUGAGACUCGAGUCUCUUGUGCAACAACAACGAGCAUUGGCCAGAAAUAGUAACGCACUUAAUAGAGGUUCGGACAGUGACAGUCAGCCGGAAAAUACAAGAGAUACCAAUAACGACAAUCAGGAAACGGAACAAACGAGAGAAGUUACCAGACUUCGUGCUAGACAAGUGCUUAGUUUGAUGGUCGAGAGGCUCAAGCAAUUCUUUGAAGAAAAUCGUCCGGGGAAUGGAUCUCAUAACAGCGUACCUUACGAGCAGAUUUACAAAAUGUAUGUGCUGCUACACUUGGCAUUGGAGUUGACCGAUCUUUUGCUAGCACAAUUGGUGACGACGAGGCGUGAGUUGGAAUCGAGUCAAUAUGGCCCAUUCAGCUCAGACUUGUCUGCUUCGAAUCAAAUUAGAACCGACGAGACUCGCAAUAGCAACGUAGAUAGUAGUCUACAGACUGAGAAUAAUCGAGACAACACUGCCAGGAGCGGUAGCAGCGGAAGUAGCUCGGAAAGACGGCGGACUUUCAAUUUCCCUCGACGGAAUUCCGACUCAGCAGUUGCGGGGGAUACCGCGGGUCCAUCGCAACCUUCUGCCGAAGAUCUUCUCUCGAAUCACACCAAUAGACAUUAUCGAACUCUGGCAGCGGGGCUGAAAAGGCUGAUCAACAUAUCUUUGCAAGAUGCGAUAUCCACGCGAACCGAUGGUGCCGCUUCCCCGAAUCAGAGUAACAAUCAAAGCACAUCAACUGCCGCUAAUGAUGCAACUAAUAAUCAAAGAAGUAGCUCGCGGACCCAAGCGAACUCGAGUAACGCGGGUAACUUGUCAGCUGAAAACGCGUUGUCCGCAGAAGUACAAAGUAUCGUCGAGAGAAUUCAGAAUACCGGAACAAUCGAUGACGGCGAUAACGAGGAUCAACAUUCGCGCGGAUCUGUGCCGCUAUCUGUCCGUAAUAGUAACAACAACAAUAACAACAAUCCUAGUAGUAACACAAACGAAAGUGAGCCAUCGCGGAAUCAGCGAAACAACCGAAGUGCCGAUAGAACAGAUCGAAAUAGAGAUAGGGAAAGAAGUGGUAGAAGAAUACUUUAUAAUCGUUACCGUAGAUCAGCGAGAGCUCUGCUCAACCUUGGAAGAUCUUCGGCAUCUCAUCCAAGUUUGAACCUCACACCGUCCUUGUGGUUGAGACCUACAAGAAACUCUCCUCUUCGCAGAGAACGGCUUAUAUCCGAGCCAAAUUUUGGAGGUAAUGCUCACAGCAGAGAUGGAGGGAUUAGCAGACAAGAGUUCAAUGUUCCUGUUGUCCAAGUGAACAACAUCCCAGUUCGUGAUUUCGAAGGAUCGCAAACCACCAACACUCGGAGAAGACAAAACACGCCUCCAACUCCUCCGCAAACUCCGCCACCAUAUUUGAUUAAUAGCUAUUUAAGUAGUAGAGAAAGAGGAAAUACUAGUUACCCCAUCGACUUCAGUGAUCAACCAGGACCAAGUUCGGCUCAAACUGGAAGUAGCAGAAACCAGGAUGUAAACGGACGUCAGUCAGGGUGGUAUCGCAGACCUCUGACAGGGACUGUAUCGUCACAGAUUCGUCGAUGGUUCAUAGCGCAAGCAACCUGGAGAGGAUCCCGAUUCCUUCAUCCUCGUUUUCCUUAUGGGUAUCACGCAAGCGGGGCAGGAGGAGGUGGGGGAGGAGGGGGAGGACCAGGAGGAGGUGGCGGACCUAGUGGUGGUGAAGGAAAUGGCAGAGGAGGCGGUGGAGCGGGCGGAAAUGGAGGAGGUAGUGGAGCAGGUGGAAAUGGAGGAGCUGGUCCAGAUCCAGUGAAUGACGACAGCGAUGAUCUUGACUUGAGAGAUCAUGUACCGGUGAGUCCAUUUAUGGCGACUUUCAAUGGUUUGGAGGUGCAAAGCCAUCGAGUUCAAGCUUGGGACUUUUCUGAUGGAGAUAUUCCAGACAUUACGGAUCCUGAAAAAAAUAUAGUGGUUAAAGAAUGCAAGAUCCACAAUGAUGCUAGUGUGGACAUAUCUUCCGAUGGCAAGCUAUUAGCGACUCUUCUCCCAUCAGGCCGGCUUAGUGUAACGACAAUGUUAGGCGUAUACAGUCUUCAAUGGGAAACAUUGGGCGAAAGAAUUUACGCAACCAAAAUUGAUCAGACUGCUGUAUCGGUAUCAAUAUCACCGACUCGACAACAUUUACUUGUCGGGUUAGCAUCUCGGCGUAUUCUGGCUCCUGCUCGUCCUCUACCAAUGGCUCUAAUAUACAAACUUGUUGAUAAAGAACCAGACGAUGACCCAAAAAAUGCGUCAGAGAGCGUAGAGAGAGGAUACUAUCCUAACGACUAUAUUCCAAUGGAUGGUUAUCGCCGGGAUGGAAUGCUUGAGAGCUUGAGCAACUAUUUGAUACGACAGAAUAGCUCAGACUACGUAUUACAAAAUCUUGCUGACUGGAGAGAUGAACGCCCACGGACUGAUCCCAAUAUUAAAGAUAACAGGAAAAGUAUGGUGCUUCUGAGAGAGCUGACGAGAAGCAACAGGGAAACUACGGGCUACGUCAGUUUGAAUUGUAUCAGGUGGGCUCCUGAGCCUGGCCAAGGUAUGGUAUACGCUACUAACACGGGCCAGCUCAACGUCCUACAUUGAUGAUGAUCAUUGAAAUAAAUGUUUUUUCAAAAUAUACUACACAAAAAUAAUAAUUUCAAGUUUACAAUUUUUAAAGAGUCAGAGGAAUUUACAACGCUGUAAGAAUUGAAUAUGUGGGUGGUCAAGAUGACACCCAAAUAUAUAUAUAUAAAAUAUAUGGUAGGACAACCUACACCACCAUAAAAUGUAUAAUUGUUCACUAACUACUUCUCCGCUCUGUAGACUGAACGGCUUGGUACAUUUCUCUUACUUUUAAUACAAUUAUAGUUCGGCCCAAAACCGCAACGCAAUCGUAUGUGAAGCUUUUAAGUUUCUUUCUAUAGGGCUGUGCUGAUUUCACUCUCUAAAAACAUUGAUUUUUCGUUCUGAUAUGCAAGUGUAUAACAAUAUAUUAGUGUGCUAUGCGUUUAUUUAAUAUAUAUAUAUAUAAUACUAUAUAUAUAUAUAUAUAUAUUGAUAUGUGUUUAGUUUGUAAGAUUUCCCAUAUUUGUAUUAUUUAACAUAACAUAACAAACAACACAAAAUUACCAUCAUAUUUUUAAUACCAGGAUAACUUUAAUUUGUUAUCAUGAUCUGAGUGUUGUUUAUUCAUCUCAAGAAAAUUUCCAGAAGGAUACAAGAACGAGGCAUACAUACAUUAUGUGAUAGAACCAAGAUGAUCGUAUGUCCUUGUGAGAUCACUGCACUUUUUUACGUGGGUAUUCUAUUAACAAUUUGUUUCAUCCAACAAACUUGCGAUACUUGAUUAAAAACUGAGAAGCUUCGAGUCAUAUUGUGCCAUUCAAUGAUUUAUUAUUAUUAUUAUUAUUAUUAUUAGUGGUUAUUGAUUAUUAUUAUUAGUGGUUAUUGAUGAUUAUUAUUAUUAGUGGUUAUUGAUUAUUAUGAUUAUCAUUAUUGUUGUGCAAAAAGGAUUGCUGUCUUUGCGUGUUUCCAUGUAUCAUGUAAAUUAAAAAUUGAGAGUAUUUUAUGCAUACUGUAUCGACACAAUAUGAACCUGAUGUGAUACCACAACCUUUGACCAAGUGGAAAUAUAACAGUAUGUAGGAAAAAGGGCGGAAGAAGAAAAUAUCAAUGUAAAGUACAAGGAAUAGUUGGAGCCUAUAUUUCGUCAAUGAAGAAUAUAACCGAUUUAUAGCGUUUUUCAAGUAGAGAACACUCAUAUCAUGCAGCAAUUAUCAUUUGAUUUUAUUUUUUUUUCAAUUUUUUCAGUCAUAAAUUAUACUAUAAUAUAAUGUCGCAUCAUUCUCUUAUGUAUUAACAGCAUGUAAUGCAGUUACAGCAGUGAGAUUAAGAAAGAUGUAAUUGUAAAAAUAAAAAUUAUUUCAUGUCAAUUCAAAAA